GCUCUGCGGGCUGAUUUUUUUGCAAGUUCUUUUGCAAAAUUGUGAUUGUGCAAAGCUUUUGUAUUUUUGUAACAUUUAUGAUUAUGCCCUGUGGGCUGAUUUUUUUCGACAAUGUUUUUUUGUAACAUUUAUGAUUAUGCCCUAUGGGCUGAUUUUUUUUCAAGUUAUUUAGCUUGCGGUGACCGCAAGCUUUAAGGGGCGUGUAUGUGAGCGGCUGGAGUGUGUUUAUCUGUUAUUAUAAUUAUUUGUAACUAAGAAGGCGAAUGUCGCUUUUUAUGUUCCUUUGAGGAUUGUUGUGGUUUUUAGUUAAGUAGUUCGCUAUUAUGGCGCUGAUAUGAUUUUGAUUUUACAAUGGUUUGUAGCCUGGUUAUUGUGUCUUGUUUAUAUUUUAAUGUUAUUAUUUAUGCAAACUUUGUUUUGGAUUGUUGCUCCACUUUGCUUUAUGUCCUGAAUGUUACUUAUUAUUGUAUUAGGGACUAUUUUCUUGUGCGUAGCAUUGGUUUCUUUGUUCGUAGUAUUGGUUCCUUUGUUCGUGAAUGUGGUGUGUCGACAGGGAGGGACAUUCGGCUGGAAUGUCGAGGCCUGUGUGUUGAAGAGUUUCUGUGUCACGUUUAUGUGGUGUAUGGUAACGACGGUGGUCCGAAAUUGGGUGUUUUGUUUCGUUGAGUUCUGUUUGUUUUGUAUGUCUUGAGUGUUUUAUUUUGUCUAGAUCUAGAUUCUAGUUUUUUUUUAAUAACUUUUGGUUCCAUAUUUAUUAUUUUGUGAAAUAAAUUUUAUAUUAUUGUUAAAGUUUUUUUGUUUUUAAUUUAGACUAAGGUUAGGUUAUUAACCAGCCUGGGUUUAGCCGGGCUUGCACUGACCGGACAGUAGUUAGUUAGAUAAGCCUAGGGAAGGGUAAGAUAGAUUUUAAGGUAUCCCCCCCUAGCAGGGCUUACAAAUUGGUAGCACGAGUGGGGUCAGUGCUUUAGUCUAGUUAAAUUUUUGUUUUUCUAGGGCUAGUGUAGCUUAGAUAAAUUUUUGUUUCUUGAUAGGCCCUUUAUGGAACCAUAUGUGUUUAGUUUUUGUUUAGUGUAGGAAUUGUUUGUUGUUUAAAACACCCAAUUCGGACGAGAUGGCGGAGGUGGCACAAACCAUCAGCAUCGUUCCACCCAGGGAGAUCCUCAUCCGGAAGUUUCAUGGGGACAGCCACGGCUAUGAGGUGGAACGAUUCAUUGACGAGAGGAAGGACCUUCUCUGGCAGUACCUGGGGGAAGCUGUGAGAGAAGAACUGAGCUGCAGGGGAGAUGACCUGCAACGUGACCCAGAGGCCUCCAUCAGGCUCCUCCGAGAAGUCUAUGGGGAGAAGAGGAGCGUCUCCCAGCUAAUGGCGCAACUCCAAAUGGUUGUGCAGGGCCAACACGAGUCGGUGAGGGCCUACUCGCACCGCCUGCACAGGGCCUUCAAGGCCCUUGUUGCCAGACAGGGCACCCUGCAGGUCCCUCAGACGAAUGCUGAGUUCCUAAGGGACCAGUUUAUGGAAAAGCUGAGCCAGUCCUCAGUCAGACGUCAGUUGCAAGAACUAGUUUUCAGGGACCCUAAGAUCCCCUUCCUGGCCAUACGGGAUGCGGCCAUUCGAUGGUCUGGAGACGAGGAUCCAGGGACAGAACCUGCCUAUGUGGCAGCUCUACAUGCCCGCCCCAAGGAAGAACCCACCCUGCCCAGGUCUAAGCUGGAAGACAGGGUGGACAAGCUCGCAGAGCAGCUAUCGGCUCUGUUGACUCAGUUGGCACAGAACCCUCAAGUGUCAUCUAGCCGAAGGGUACCCCGCCGACGUCCAGAGGCGGAAACAAGAAUGUGUUACAAUUGUAACCAGCAAGGUCACCUCGCCCGCAAUUGUCGAAACUCAAAGAAACAGGAGGCCGCAGUGAUUCAGAGUCUUACUACUGCUGGUGGGCAGAGCCCAAGCUCCACCAUUCACAAGCUGGCUGGACAGUGCCCCACCCUGACUGUGUAUUUACAAGGUGUACCGGUGACGGCCGUUAUAGACAGUGGUUCACAAGUCAGCACGGUCACUGAAACAUUUUGUAACAGGAGCCUCAAGAACAUUAUCCUAAGAACAGACACACCCCUGUCCUUGAGAGCAGCAAAUGGGUUGGCCAUCCCAUACAAUGGCUAUUUUAUUACUGACCUGGAGAUCAACAAGGAAGAAAUACGCGACAAGGGGUUCCUUGUGAUAAAGGAUCCAGUGGGUGGCUCAUCAGCUCCACCCUGUUUGUUGGGCAUGAACGUUCUCCAGGACCUGACCACAUUGGCCCACCUGAUCAAGCCCCCAGGGGUGACACCGAAGGUAUGGCGAGGGGGCAAGGUCCUCCGCCCCCGCGAAAGGACUCUGGUGCCUGCCAAGAGUGUACCAACCAUUCAGGCGACGAAAGGAGACCCCAGAAUGAAGGACGACAAGGGGGUACAGCCAUUAGACCAACCUUUUCACCCAGAUCCGUCAGUGGUAUCAGGCCCAACAUCCUGCCUACGCGCCAGCAUAACCAGUAUAAAGGUGGACCAAUCUGAGGAACUAGAGGCAAUGGGUCCACCUAACCCAUCCUUAAUUAAGGCACCGGGUGGUGGUGCUGGGGAAUGCCCCCAGACAGAGUCAAGCAAGAAGGACAAGCAGGUCAAAAAGGCACAUGUAGCUGAACUGGCCAUAGGCGAUCUGGUCCUUCUGAGACAACCCCCACUAGGCAGACGCAAAAUGGCAGACCUGGACGACCCGACAGUUUAUGUCGUGGUCGAAUUACCUCCAAUCACCGGCGGGUGUUACGCCAUUAAAAAGAAAGAUGGCCCUUCUGGCACCCGCCGGGUGGCCAGCACCCAGAUCAGGAGAUAUGUACCUCCCCAGGCUCAACCGCCCUCCCCAAGGCCGGUCAAAGUUGUACCGCCGGCUGCUACAGCCACAUCGUCUGAUCUUUUUGCAGAAUUUUGUUUUUUGUAACAUUUAUGAUUGUGCUCU
Messenger RNA from Physella acuta, 2983 nucleotides. RefSeq lists its product as uncharacterized. The record is from RefSeq and is a predicted model, not a curated record. Gene Ontology annotation, biological process: proteolysis. NCBI's taxonomy places the organism in Eukaryota, Metazoa, Mollusca, Gastropoda, Physidae. Gene Ontology annotation, molecular function: zinc ion binding; nucleic acid binding; aspartic-type endopeptidase activity.